AUGGUCAUCCUUUUAGAAAUAAAGCAAGAUCAGCAACAUCUGGUGUUUCUUAUAAUGUGUUGGAAACAUUUAGUAAAGAUAUGUAUUGCAUUGGCAAUUUUCAUUCAUCAGUAUGACGCGAUUGUCUUCGAUUGCUUGUACUCGAUGGAAGACUGGGUCAUUCUUGAUAAGGUUUACGGAUGUACAGUCAAAAAUUUAAAGAUUCAGAAAGGGGAUACGUCAGUCAUUGCCGUUACGAAAGAUCAUUUGAAAGGAAAAACUAGCAAAGAUGUUGAAACUUUGAAUAUCGAAAAUUCUACUUGCACAACUAUCCCGAAGAAUAUCGAGAAAUCUUUACCAAACUUGAAAGGUUUGAGAAUCGCUCAAGCAAGAUUACAAUCAAUCGAAAGUGAUGACUUGAAACCAUUUCCUGCCUUGAGAAUAUUAUGUUUGUGGGCAAAUCAAUUACAAACACUCGAUGGGAAUCUUCUCAUUAAUAAUCCUAAAUUGGAGUUCUUAAACUUCGGUUCGAACCACAUCCGACACGUUGGCCCCAAUUUCCUUGAUCAUACCAAAAAUUUAAUCGCCGUUUACUUUGAAGAAAACACCUGCACGAAUCACACUAAUCAGUUCGCAAUUGACGAAUUGAAACACGAGCUUGCUGUGAAAUGUCCACCAUCAUUUCAAAUGGUUGAAAUUGCCUUGAUUAAUAGUGGAAAGUUGGCGACAAAAAACGAUGAUUUCGAGAACAAAAUUAAAUUGUUGGAGGACAGAAUCAGUGAAUUAGAGCAACACGCUAGGAAAUAAGUUAAAGGACUUUUUAAUCUUUUCUCAAUUGUAAUGAUGAUCUUUUUUCAUUCUAAUGAAAUAAAAUUCAUAUUCGUUCUUUCAACGACAAAAGUUUCAUAAAUUUUUGCUUAAUCUUGCUGACUUUUGACUUUAAUUUUCAAUACUCUAUGUAGCAGAACGUUCAGUUUUUGUCGUGUUAGAUAAGUGAUAUAGAUUUUUAAACAACGGAUAAUUUAGAUUGAGUUUCACUGAAUAAAUCAUAAUUAAUCUGAAUCUGAAUCUUAAUUAAUUCUUUCUUCCCGUUUUGUUAAAUAAUGCAAGAUUGAGAUGUGUGGAGGUUUUCCAAUUUCAAAUUGCUGCAUAAGAUUCAAACAGAUGAAAAUCAAUCUGAAACAACAAGAUUCUUACAAAAAUAGUUUUUAUUCUCUUAAAAUCGUUUCUCUCUUCAUUUGAACAUCUAAAUACC
Molecule: messenger RNA, 1234 nt
Organism: Clunio marinus
Lineage: Eukaryota; Metazoa; Arthropoda; Insecta; Diptera; Chironomidae
Source: the annotation of a GenBank genome assembly